CAUCAGCUUGCAAGAAUACAGAGUCUCAAAUAUGGAAACAAUCAAGGAGUUAAUUGAUAGAGGGAAUUCAACAAGGAUCACAGGGACAACAGAUGCAAAUGAGGAAUCUUCACGAUCACAUGCCAUUCUUCAUUUAUAGAUCUUGCAGGAAAUGAAAGAGGUGCAGAUACAACUGAUAAUGAUAAGAAAACAAGGCUUGGCCUGUGCGUACUCCAAGGCCUGUUGCUUCCAAGCUUGUUGCUGAUGCCCCUCUUCUUACUGGACAGUAGUCAAAUGCGGACACUGUUGUUAUACGUUGGUUGUGGAUAAAGAGGAAAUGAAAUGGAAGAAGUAUCCAGUUGUCAUUGUAGAUGGAAUGGAUGGUGCUUUUCUUGUAGUCGAAAGUAUUAAAAAGGGUUUGAAUGCGGAGUGUAGGAUCACAACCAAUCACUCAAACGAGGAAGAAAUUGAUCUCCAGAAAGUGCUUGUUAAAUUGAUUGAUAACUUCCACUUCCUUCAUGGGUUUGUAACAAUACUGAUGGACUCUGCUAUUUUGUUGUAUGGUGUAUUACCUUGGUUAUGGAAGAAAUCAAGUGAUACUUUGGAAUCAAUUGGCUUUGAUUCAAAUAAUGAAAUAUAUCAUACACUUGCAUUCUUAGCUGGUGUUAUGAUUUGGUCUCAGCAAACAAUCUUGCUUUUCUUUCGAGACAUGAUUAAAGGCAUGUUUUUGGCUGUAGUUAUUGGACCACCUGUUGUGGUUGCCAUCAUUUUAAUAGUACAGGGAACCAAAAGUGAGGGGUCAGGAGUGAGCAGAUGCUUUUACAAGCAAUGCUUUACAAUAUUGAAGGAAAUUUGGAUAAAUUGCAACAUGACAUGUAGAAGGCAAAAUUAAUGCUUAAUGAAACAUUUACGACUUUUCCACUUGAACCUGCACUUUCAACAGUUCCUUUGGAUUACAAAAAUAACACCAUUCCGUUAAAGAGGGCAAGGAGAGCAUUCUAAACAUUCUGGAAACUUUAAAAGAAGAGGGAUAUGGGUACACAGAAGAUUUUGGAAGUUUUAGUCAUGUUUCUUGUAGAUGACUUGGUUGUUCACUUUGCAACAAAGCCUCCAUCACUUGGAGAUUAGACUUUGAAAAGCAUUUGAGGGUAUAUUUUUUAUAUUUCUUGUAACUAAUUAGUUUGUAAAUUUUUGUUACAACUAUUGAUUUGUUUUAUCUUUCCAUGGAACGAUAAUUUGUAUGACAUUAAAUUUUAUGCAAUGGAUUGUAUU
Messenger RNA from Lactuca sativa (garden lettuce), 1251 nucleotides. Lineage: Eukaryota; Viridiplantae; Streptophyta; Magnoliopsida; Asterales; Asteraceae. The record is from RefSeq and is a predicted model, not a curated record.